Messenger RNA from Didymodactylos carnosus, 900 nucleotides. The record is from the annotation of a GenBank genome assembly. NCBI's taxonomy places the organism in Eukaryota, Metazoa, Rotifera, Eurotatoria, Philodinida, Philodinidae.
AUGAAUGUUCAAGCGUUUUUAUAUAACGAAAAUUUAUAUCGUAAAAUUGCCAUUGCAGUGGCUAUUAUUCGUAAUACACCUCAAAAUCUAACACCUACAGAAUAUGCGUCUCUUUUACAAAAUGAGUAUAAACAUAAAAGGAUGAAGUUAGAAAAUGAUAUGAAACAAUUGAAAAAAACGAUUUAUUUACACAAACAAGAAACGUGUUAUACAUUCGAUAGACCACCAACAUCAGUACUCGCUCAAUUAGAUUCAUGCGUCGAUUUCCUUCGUAUCUCACUUGUAUUGAAUUCACAAUUAUCUGUGAUGUCGGUCGAUCUUCAAACAACGAUUAUGGAAACCAUUGAAUAUCUGUUCAAACACUUUCGACAAACGUUAUUUGUCAAUCAUGAUGACGGAAAUGAUUUUAGUUCAUCAUUAAAUAUGUACAAAAUUUUAUUAUCAAUUAUUGUCGAAUAUGAUUCUGUUCAAAAUAUACGAGAAAAUUGUCUUAAAUGUAUUGAAAAUUUCGUCAGAUUUACAUUGAAUACACUUUUUAAACUUGAAACAAAUAAUUUAAUACAACAAAUAUUAAUUCGAACAUUCCUAGAACAAAUAGGUCUUUCUGUACCGUAUUUUGCGCUGAUAGUCGAACAAGUGUUAUCUGAUUUGAUAACAUAUUUUGAUGAUGUUAACAGAUCAACAUGUUAUCAUGCGGUUGUGUUAAUUGAUGUAUUAGAAACGCUAAUUCACAAACAUUGUACAGUCUAUUUUAGUAUUACAAAUAAUAUCAUUCAAACCUAUUUUGAUAGAUUAUUAUAUCAUUCAAUGGCAUUGCCAUCAUCGUCAGAUUUAACUCGUUCUAGUCUUAUUGUUAAAAUUUGGAAUAUCUAUGGAAGAAUAGUAGUAACAUUUCCAUGA